This is a messenger RNA of Strongylus vulgaris, 216 nucleotides long. NCBI's taxonomy places the organism in Eukaryota, Metazoa, Nematoda, Chromadorea, Rhabditida, Strongylidae. The record is from the annotation of a GenBank genome assembly.
AUGCUUGCAUGUUUCAAAAUGAGUGUUUUAGGACGUGGCGCAGCCAUGAUCAUCGAAUCGCUCAAUUUAUUUUAUCAUCUCGCUUGCUUCAAAUGCUAUGUAUGUAAAACGCCACUGGGUUCUGGUGCUACUGGAGCUGAUGUCCGAGUACGUGAAGGUCGACUACAUUGUCAAAGUUGUUACAGUAAUGAUCGUCUGCAGUUGAGUAAGGUUUAG